AUUAAGUUCCGGUGUCGGACAUUUUGGAAGUAAACAAGUGCUUGCCAACCCGCAGUUUCUAGACAUUUUUGUCUAAGGGAGAUUUUACUGCUGCCUCAUGAUGUGGCAAUACUGUUGGGCUCACAACUCUUAUCACCUCAUACGAUGGUUUCCUCAAAACAAUCGGGUCAAAAUAUUUGUCGUGAUGAUGGUGCUAACGCUGACCCUGUUGGUACCCCAGAUAUAUGUUCUACUACUACCCACUACAUCUCGUUGGUGUGAGCAACCCCUUCUUCAACUUCUCAUUGUCUCCAUCAUCUUCUCAUUUAUAACCAUUGGUUUCACCUUCCUCUUUAUGCUGAUGAUUCCAGUCCCUCGGGAGUUGAAAAUUGUGUUUCACAUAUUCGGGAUCAUGUGUUUUGUGGAAGGAUUGGUAGCAGUUGUUUAUACUUCUAAGGCAGGCAACUGUCAAUCUACAACAGAAGAGCUAUACUACAUGUCUCUGGCCAUUGCUUGGGUCACCUGUGCUUCCCUCAUAUUUUUUUUGAUCAUGAUACCAUUCUGGAUUAUCAACACGGUGAAGCGGAAUAGCAUGGUUGACCGUCGUUCACAAGGCAGGGAGUCUGCUAUGAACCAGUGAAGUGUUGCACAUGUCUCUGGCAUAUCUGAUUGGUCCAUUUCAUGAGAGGGUGCUUUCCAUUAGCCAGGUGGAACCAGUCAAAACGUGAUUGACUGGUAAAGUACAAAUAGACUUAGUAGAUGAGUAUUAGAUUUAUUAACAAUUGAUACAGUUCAGAUGGACAAUUAUACCUAUCGUUGACCGAUAGAUGACCAUUUUACAGGAAAAUCUUCUGACUGUUACUCAGUAUGAUUUUAACGACACUGUAUAUUUACAUAAUUGCAUUUUUGCUAACAUUUGUCAAUUUGUAAUUGGAUCCAACAUUUCUAGGUGUUUAAAGUGCCCAGAAAAGUCCUACUGACACCUUGAAAGUGUAUUAAACUUUACGCAAGAAUACACAAUAUUGACAAAAUAUUGCAUGUGUAAGAUUUAAUUUGUAUAUAUUUGUACCUUAUUGCUGUUGAUCAGCUGUCAUAUAUUGUGUGUAAUAUGGUUUUUCGUUGAUCGAUAACCAGAGAUAUGUAUAUAUAUCUAAAUCAUAUCAAAAUAAAAUCAUCAUGAUAUAAGCCGUCCAUUUCAUUGUUUAAAAUUGAUAUUUAUUAAUGAAAACAACCCAUUUUAUGAAUUUGGGUUAACUCCUUGAAUACCUGUGUAUGUAUAUUUUGUAUGAAGGAUUGUUAUACACAGAUUAUAUGAAUACUGCUUCUCUGGAACAUUUUUUUUGUAAAGUGUUGUCGGAUUGUGAAAAUAUGUCUUGACAAUUUCUCACAUUGUCGAUUAGUUUAAGGUUGAACGAAUGCUUUGAAAGUUCAUAAACAGUUUGCAAUUAUUGUUUCUGUUAAGGCAUAUACAUCUUUUCAAAUAAUAUCCAUACAAAAUUGUCAAGUCUUACCCUCAACAUUAAAAUUGUAUCAUAUUCCAGCUGAACUGUUACAUGUUUAUUUGAAAGAUUUAAUUAGAUUUGUGUCUACCAGAUGUUUUCGUUAUUCUGGGGCUUCAAGUAUUGUACUUGAAAUAUUUACACUUUAAUAUGCCAUUACACAAAGGAAAUAUCUUGAUUAAUACCAACAUAUAUAUAUAUAUGAAUUGUUGUGGGUUUGUAUUCUGUUAAAUUGUUCAAUUCUGCAUUCCUACCACAUGUAUUCAAAAAAGUUUUUAUUAUAACUUGUGUUUAACUUUAUAGCUCAUUUUCACCAUAUACCUGUAGAUGACAUUGUGUAUUUUUGUAGAUUUAAGAAAAUACCCAGGAUUUAACUAAUUAUAAUUGUGAUAUGCAUUACUCUGUAAUAUAAACCAUUUAUCAUUCAUUACUGGCCAGCAGGACUGGAAUUUACUUUUACCGAACCCCAAUUUCAUCAAUAUUCCUUACCAGGUAAUUUAAAGAUUUCCAUAAGAAGUCGAGGAACGUUGACAAAAUGGGUGUCUGGUAGUCUGUUACCUUCUCUCAGCAGCUUUUACUGGUGACAAGAUUUACUAUUAUACCUAAAUCGGAACAUUUGUGACCAGUGAGGAUUCUUGAUUUAAUUAAUUUAUUGACACUUUUGUAUUUGUAGUCACCAUCGAAGUCUGCAAGAAUAUCUACAUAUAUUAUCUAUCAUCUAAUAAGCCCUUCCCCUGUUAUAAAAAGUUUAGUAUUAAAGUUUGGAGAAAUCACUCUAAAAUACCUUACUAUUUCAAAAUUGAUGAUGCUACAAAAAUGAAAGUAAUGUUCAUUUGUGGACGUGGGCUUAAUUACCAGGUUGAUAAAUAUGUUAUGUAGAUAUCUGCCACUUUGAGAGUUAUCAAGUUAUAUUUAAAAAAUACUAAUGUUUUAUAUUUGUGUCUUGAAUCCAAAAUUUUUCACCAAUAAAUUGAUAAGCAUUAAAAUUUUCAAAUACAUAUUGAAGAAAAUAAUCCAAAGCCUGCUUCUCUUUCUUGCAUUGGCUGAUGUUGGUGGGCAUAUUAUUUGAAGGAAUGUUUAAUAAGAUCAUAGUCCACCAACUCAUUAUUUGUUAUGUUCUUUACAUACCUUUAUAACCCAAGUUAAAUAAAAAUUCUUUCUCUGUU
Messenger RNA from Pecten maximus, 2644 nucleotides. RefSeq lists its product as uncharacterized. The transcript has 6 exons. The record is from RefSeq and is a predicted model, not a curated record. NCBI's taxonomy places the organism in Eukaryota, Metazoa, Mollusca, Bivalvia, Pectinida, Pectinidae. Bases 98 to 619 code for a protein of 173 amino acids.